This is a messenger RNA of Daldinia loculata, 1939 nucleotides long. RefSeq lists its product as uncharacterized. The transcript is spliced from 2 exons. The record is from RefSeq and is a predicted model, not a curated record. Lineage: Eukaryota; Fungi; Ascomycota; Sordariomycetes; Xylariales; Hypoxylaceae. The coding region runs from base 469 to 1281 and encodes 270 amino acids.
UCGCCACACCCAUCAACCUAUCAACCUAUCAACCUAUCAACCUAAUCAACCUAUCAACUUCCUUAUUUGACCUCUGCCGUACUAUGCUUGUCACUUUCUAACCAUCCAUAUUAUUCGUGAUAUUGCCUACCACAAAGGAACAUAUUACUACCACAUCUUGUUUCAUUUCUUUGACUAUUCUGCUGCCUUCUGUCUCUUUCCCACCUCGAUUCUGUGUACCAAUCGCCAAGUCGAUCAUCCCACACACAGCAAACUCAAGGUUUCACUUCUGCUACUUCUAUAACGCCACAUCAUACCACCGCUCCAGUUGAAACACGCAUUGUCCAAUCUACAUCGUGCGAUUAAACCAACUAGGUACUAGUCAACUACAUAAACCCGAGAAUUCUCAACGCUCUUCAGCUAGUCAUCCUCGUCAUCCUCGUCAUCACAACCUAAGCAAUUAGAACUAGAUCAUUUACAAGUAUCAACAUGUCGAACGAUAACACCAGUGGCCCCUCUAACGACCGCCGCGGCUCUAUUACUUCCGCUACGUUCUCUAGUCUCUUCCAGCGAAGCAAUUCGACCUCUGCUGGCAAUGGCAAUAGCCGCGAAUCGGUCACAUUCGCGGCGGCUAGAGACCAACGUCGACGGCUAUCCGUUACUACGGUAGGGCUGUCUGGCACGUCACCCAACUCUGGAAAUGCCACGUUUGGAAUGCGCAGAGGCAGUAUUUCCACCAACAACUCGGAAUUGAUCGAUGAGAGCGCCAUCGAUGAUGAGGAAUCCUCCAAGACAGGAGCUACCUCUCCUUUCGCUCGUCGCAUCAGCUUCGGCGCCCAGGCUAUGCGUAAUCUGCGCACUGGACCCGGAAGCCCUGGAUCAACUGGUAGGACUCCCCAGCAGCCGAGACGUAUUUCUAAUGCAAAUACACGUGCUCCACCCUCCAGUGCCUCGUCCGCCUCAGCUGCUGCGAGACGGGCAAGCACCCCUCAGGCAAGCAAUGCAUUACCUAACAGAGCCCCUUCUGACAUGUUUUCUGUUCGGGCAGAUAAUGGAUACAACUGGCCCGAGCAGCUUAGAUCCCGUGCCGAAAGCAGUGUACAAGGUCAUCGACCGAGUUUUGGACCUCAUAGAUACGGCUCGCCACCUCACGGCAACGGUCAACAUGAUCGCUCAAAAUCCAUUUCCGAAAUGCCAGCUCCUCCUCAACAAGCUGCUACCGUAAAGCCGAAGCAGCCAGAAAGACCUAAGCCAGAUUAUAUGCAAGAGCGCAUUCUCAAGGGCGACUUCUAUAUGGAUUGAUUAUGAUUGUGUGUUGUAUAGGGGAAUUCCCACAUUCAUUGAUUUGAUGUGUUUUGGGAGCCAAUCUUCCCAAGCUAACCCUUACAGGUUCGUGGUCACUGACAGGACCACGGGCCAUGCGCUCUAUCUGCUGUAUUUCCAUUGCACGCCGUCUCGUCAACCUACGUCGUUCGUUUCGACGAUUUGUUUCUAUGGCGUUGAGAUGGGGAAAUGCGGGGGAUAACCGGGUAAAUUGUCUUCUCAACGCGUACCUAAGCUCAGCCGAAGGAAGGCAGUAUCGCUUGUGGGGAUGACGUGACAUUGGGAGAACCGACGGCGUUUUUCCAAAUGAUUUUGUUUGCCCUUUGCGGCCUAUGAUCAGCAUUGUUCGGACUUCAAAUGGCUUGUGUGAACAGUUACCAGAGCUCUACAGCCCAGUUGCAUUUGUAUGAUAUGGCGAUGGAUUAAAACAGUCUAAGUUAUAUCAUUACAGGCAUCAGAGAGGGUUAGGCAUGCCUUAGGUAUGUACGUAGAUAUUAGCAAUAGGAUCAUUUGACGGGGAGAUUUUUGGAAGCCAGUUCCUACACAUUGUCUCUGCGCGGGUUUUACAAAGCAAGAUAAGCUGCAUUAUUCAGACUGAAAAUAAAUCAAACAAAUUCAAAUUGGAGCUGAUUGGCAA